Molecule: messenger RNA, 1896 nt
Organism: Lepus europaeus (European hare)
Lineage: Eukaryota; Metazoa; Chordata; Mammalia; Lagomorpha; Leporidae
Gene: SHCBP1L
Product: SHC binding and spindle associated 1 like
Biological process (GO): spermatogenesis; male meiosis cytokinesis
Cellular component (GO): meiotic spindle
Source: RefSeq, a predicted model, not a curated record
AUGGCGUCGGGGCUCAGGGCUGCGGGGCCCGAAGAGCCGCUGCGGGCCGUGAGCCCGGGCGAGGCGGCGGCGGGCGCGACCCCGGUGCGCGCGGUGGCGGCGGCCCCGCGGCCGGUCAGGGGCAGAGCGGGCCGGGAGGCGGCGCGGCGGCGGCUGCAGCCCCCGGGCGCCCCCGCGGCCGAGCGCCGGGGGAAGGCGGCCGAGGCCCAGCCGGCGGCGGCGGCCGCGGGGCCCGAGGAGGAGGCGCGGCCGCUGCCCGCCGUGUGCGCGUCGCCGCUGCGGGCCAUGUGGCGGGCGGAGAAGGUGGCGCUGUACUGCGACGCGGUGCUGCUGGGCUGCCAGGCGGAAGACGUGGAUGAGGCUAUGAGCAAGUACCUGUCGGGAAAGCUGGCGCAGAAGGAGAAGUGGCUGGGCGUCUGGAAGACCAACCCGGAGCUGUUCUUCGCGCAGUUUGAGGAGGCGUCGCUCCCGUUCGUGGGCAUCCUGGUCGAGGUCACCUGCAGGCUGCGCCAGAGCUCCUCGCCCUGCUUCAAGGUCGCCGUCUCCGUGGCCGAGCCCUUCUCCUCCAACAUCGCCAACAUCCCGAGGGAGGUGGUGGACGAGGUGCUGGAGGAGCUGGCGCAGAGCGUGCCGCUGCUGGAGGUGUACCCCGUGGAGGGGCAGGACGCCGCCGUGGGCGACAUCGCCCUGGCCUUGGAGGUCGUGAGGUUUUUCUAUGACUUUCUCUGGAGAGACUGGGACGAGGAGGAGGGCUGCGGGCACUACACCGCACUGAUUGAGGAGCGGAUCAACCUGUGGUGCGACAUCGAGGACGGCACGAUCCCCGGGCCCAUCGCUCAGCGGUUCCGGAGGACCCUGGAGAAGUACAAGAGCAAGCGCGUGGAGCUCAUCGAGUACCAGGGCAGCAUCAAGGAGGACCCGUCGGCCGCUGAGGCCGUGGAGUGCUGGAAGAAGUACUACGAGAUCGUGAUGCUGUGCGGGCUGCUGAAGACCUGGGAGGACCUGCGGCUGCGAGUUCAUGGACCUUUUUUCCCAAGAAUUCUGAGACGUAGGAAAGGAAAGAGAGACCUCGGAAAGACGAUAACACAUAUUGUCGCCAAAGUGAUGACGACUGAGAUGGUGAAGGGCUUGUCCUCAGACACUCUCCUGCAACAGCACGGCGACCUGGACGUGGCUCUGGACAGCUGUUACAGCGGGGACACCGUGGUCAUCUUCCCGGGAGAGUACCAGGCUUCGAACCUCGCUGUGCUCACUGAGGACAUCGUCAUAAGGGGAGUUGGCAGGCGAGAGGACAUCCUGAUCACUUCCGAGCCUUCUCACGACAGCUUUGUGGUGUCCAAAGCCGACAACGUUAAGCUGAUGCAUCUGUCUCUGAUACAACAAGGCACAGUCGAUGGCAUUGUGGUGGUGGAGUCUGGCCACCUGACUCUGGAGAACUGCGUGCUAAAAUGUGAAGGAACAGGAGUGUGUGUGCUCACGGGGGCCGCCUUGACAGUCACAGACAGUGAGAUAACGGGGGCCCAGGGAGCUGGUGUUGAACUCUACCCUGGGAGCAUAGCCAUUCUGGAGAGGAAUGAGAUCCAUCACUGUAACAACCUCAGAACCAGCGACAGCUCCAAGAGCACCCUGGGAGGAGUAAAUAUGAAGGUUCUUCCAGCACCCAAACUGAAGAUGACUAAUAAUCAUAUUUAUAGCAACAAUGGCUAUGGAGUGAGCAUUCUGCAGCCGACAGAACAGUUUAUUAUUGUAGAAGAAACUCUGAACAAAGGGGCUGCCUCAGGAGACAAAAAAGAUGAUAACAUGCUCUCCAAAGUGAUGCAAAACCUGAAUCUGGAAAUGAAUAACAACAAGAUAGAAGCAAAUUUGAAGGGGGACAUCAGAAUAGUCACAAGUUAA